UUCCUUGGUAACAACGUUAUCGUUGGUAUUACCGCACGUUAAUGAUAUAUUUAUCAACAUGGACGUUCAGAAACUAACGUUAAGUGUCCAAGACGGUGGAGAUGAAGAUAACAUCGUGGCAAUGGUUGACAUGGGAGAAGAACACUUUGCUAUCUCCAGUUCCUCAGCUGCAGACGCAGCUUUUGAUGGCACUGUUGGCUGCAUAGAGGACAUCAUCAUGGAGGAGGAGUUCCAGCAGCUCCAGCAGAGCUUCAUGGAGAAACACUACCUGGAGUUUGAGGACUCUGACGAGAACAAGCUCACGUACACGCCCAUCUUCAAUGAAUACGUUGAGCUGCUGGAGAAACAUCUGGAGCAGCAGCUGAUGGAGAGGAUCUCCGCCUUCAACAUGAAUACUUUCAUAAAGCGGCUCAUGCAACACAAAGAGGAGGUGCCAGGUGACAUCUUUGACAUGCUGCUCACAUUCACUGACUUCAUGGCUUUUAAGGAGAUGUUUCUGGAAUACAGAGCUGAGAAGGAGGGCCGGGGUCUGGACCUAAGUCAAGGACUGGUGGUCACAUCUCUGAUCCCUGCUGGGUCCAAACACACCGGCACCGCCACUGAAUCGCAGUUCACAAACAUUUGAAUUGCCGCCUCUUUAUGUUUAUGUAACAUUUUGUUAACGAGCCUUCAGAAAGUCACGGUUAGCUUGUGUCACUUUAUUUUGGGAGUUGUUGUGUUCUCACGCUGAGCUGCUUGAUGCAUCUACAGUCUGAGCAAAUGACCCCGAACAUCAACAUGAUAUGCAGUGUCUGUGUUGUAUGUGUCGUGUGUUCAAGAGGUUCUUUGUCGUUAAAGAGUGAAACUGGAAGGUGUCGGCUUCUUUCCUCGACCCAGACCACUGCACCGGAGAAACAUAACGACUACUAGAAAUAUUCAAAGGUUUUUUUAUUAAAAGUUGCAGGUGAGAGGCCAAAUCCCACGACUACAAAUUUACAUAUCUUACCUUUUGCAUCUAUUCGAUCUGCCUGGUUGGGGAGGAUGAACCCAGUUCUGAGGCUGGUACUUGAUUUGUGUGUUUCAGUUCAUCCUUCUGGUUCUUGUGUAAAAGGCAUCAGCAGAGGAAACAAUUUAAUAUUUGACUCGGCUCCUUUGCCUGGAAUGUGUUUUUCAUAAGAUUAUAGCAGAACUAAUAUGUUUUAUAAAGUUUUAAAUUAUUUGGUCAGUUUUAAAACUCAUUGAGUUCUGUGCCUGUGAAAGUGAUGUUUGUAAUGUAUUAAGUGAUUGUGUGACGUGUGCAUGUGUGCAAUGGAAAAUAAGACCUACAGUAUAGUUUUCAAUGCAAUGUCAAAGUAUUUUCUACUCUUGUUAAUAUGACAGCUGUAACUAUAAACAUACACGUAUGUCACUGUUGAUGGUUAAUUUGUGAGUCAAGAGAUAUUUUAAAUAAACAGGUACGAUCCUUA
Pseudoliparis swirei is the source of this 1445-nucleotide messenger RNA. It is a transcript of the gene arl2bp, whose product is annotated as ADP-ribosylation factor-like 2 binding protein. Gene Ontology annotation, biological process: positive regulation of tyrosine phosphorylation of STAT protein; maintenance of protein location in nucleus. The record is from RefSeq and is a predicted model, not a curated record. Lineage: Eukaryota; Metazoa; Chordata; Actinopteri; Perciformes; Liparidae. The transcript is spliced from 7 exons. Gene Ontology annotation, cellular component: mitochondrial intermembrane space. The coding region runs from base 59 to 625 and encodes 188 amino acids.